Aspergillus nomiae NRRL 13137 is the source of this 1605-nucleotide messenger RNA. Its product is annotated as putative MFS transporter. NCBI's taxonomy places the organism in Eukaryota, Fungi, Ascomycota, Eurotiomycetes, Eurotiales, Aspergillaceae. Bases 1 to 1605 code for a protein of 534 amino acids. Gene Ontology annotation, biological process: transmembrane transport. The record is from RefSeq and is a predicted model, not a curated record. Gene Ontology annotation, molecular function: transmembrane transporter activity. The transcript is spliced from 7 exons.
AUGGACGAAAAGAAGAAAGACAUCUCCCUCGGUGACAUGGGUACCGACAUAGUUCACAGUGACGAGAAACGCCUACCAUUUCCUAUCAAAAGUGUCGAGCGAGAUGGCGUGAAACUCCAUCCCCCGCCAACCUCGGAUCCCCUAGACCCUUUAAAUUGGUCUAGGGUUCAGAAGCACUCCAUUCUGGGAAUAGUCAUGCUGAAAUAUUUCCUUUUCACUUACAUCACUACCACGACCGUCCCUUCAUUUCCCGAGAUCCAGUCCCAGUUCAGCAUCAACUACUCACAGGUCAACUGGACUGUGGCUAUUCCUGCUCUGGGCUUGUCUGUGGGCCCGUUAUUUUGGUCUUCAUUGAGCGAUAUCUACGGACGUCGAAUCAUCUUCAUCAUAGGGACAACCAUCUCUUUGGUGGCCACUAUUGGUGCAGCGGUGGCUGACACGUAUGGAGGGUAUAUGACUGCUAGAUUCUUUCAAGGGUUCGGUGUUAGCCCGGGGUCAACAGUAGGCAUGGCUGUAGUCAAUGAUCUUUUCUUUGAUUAUGAACGCGGGCAGAAACUAGGAUUAUGGGUUCUGGCCAUCGACUCAGGACUCCUUCUGGGCCCUACCUUCGGCGGGUUCCUCAAUCUCGUGAGCGCAGCAUGGAUCAACUGGUUCAAUGCGAUCCUCUUCGCCGUCCUCCUCCUCCUCGAACUCUUCUUCAUGCCCGAGACUCUCUACCCACGCACCCGCAUGCUCCAGCACAUGCCUAAAGACCCCUCCCCAUGCUCAACGGACAUCGAACAGCCCCAAGAGAAGUGUGAAGCAACACCCAAAGCGACAUUACAGGUUACAGAAACAGAUACAAUACCUCGGACAAAGGCUCUCAAAUUCUUUAACAUCCGGCCCAUCCCCGGCCUGCGCCAUCCAAAACCUUGGGAUGCCACCGUGCGCUUCUUUCUUACCUUUCAAUUCCCUGUUGUCGUCCUCGCCGUCCUCGGAUACUCAUUUCUUUGGUAUUGGUGGGUGUUAUCCGUGAUAACCAUGGUACCAGCAGCGUACGCAACAUAUUCGCCAUUGAUCCAAGGCCUAUUAUUCCUGGGGUUAUUUAUCGGGACGCUAGUAUCGGAGGUGUGCUGCUCAGGGAGACUGAGCGAUUAUAUUGUCAAACGACUAGCAAGGAAAAACGAGGGCGUACGAAUCCCAGAGAUGAGGUUAUGGUUAGCCUAUCCUGCUAUUGUGAUCACUGCUGUCGGAUUAAUAGUUUGGGGCAUCAGCAUCGACAAAAGCUACCACUGGAUGAUCGGACAAAUAGCAUUCUUCUUAUUCUCAUCAGGAAUCCAAAUCGGCAACACAGUAACAAGCAGCUACAUAAUCGACAGUUACCCGCUUCAGUCAACCAGUGUCGUCAUUUUCUACGCUGUGUUCCUCAACCUGAGUGCUUUUAUCAAUCCUUUCUUCAUCGCCAACUGGCAGGCCUCUUCCGGCUGGACGUGGACAUUUACAGCACAAGCCCUGAUAGUGCUUGUCGCUGGAACGGGCGUGUUCGCUGUGCUACAACGAUACGGGGCGUUACUGAGAUCCAAAGCGAAGGUACCGGGGUGGGUGAAUCCGGAGUUUGAUUCUUGA